Leptidea sinapis is the source of this 1630-nucleotide messenger RNA. Its product is annotated as phenoloxidase-activating enzyme-like. Bases 78 to 1472 code for a protein of 464 amino acids. The record is from RefSeq and is a predicted model, not a curated record. NCBI's taxonomy places the organism in Eukaryota, Metazoa, Arthropoda, Insecta, Lepidoptera, Pieridae. The transcript has 9 exons. Gene Ontology annotation, molecular function: serine-type endopeptidase activity. Gene Ontology annotation, biological process: proteolysis.
AGAGCAGUCCGCGAGUGGCCGUCGACAGAGACGCGCCUAUUUUAGUAGUAACAUGUGCAAUAAAUAUUAAAUCAAUCAUGACUCCGGCGUACGUAGUGUCUGCGAUAGUGGCAUCCUACAUGUGUAUCGUGCAAGGACCAGCAUGCAGGCUCCCACAUUUGAAGCAGGGGAUGAAGCAAUAUCUACUGAACAAACUACGCCAUAGAGAGAACAGUCUCGACAUAGAGUCUACGUGCAACACACCCAGCGGCGCGAUCGGGGAAUGCAUCGGGAUAUACAACUGCGAAUCACUACUGGCAGUGCUCCAAAAUGCCAACAGGACCCCACAGGAUACACAGCUCUUGAGAAAGUCACAGUGCGGCUACGUGGGUGACGAACCACAGGUAUGCUGUCCCAAAAAGACACAACUAUUAGAUCGGCGAUGCCUCACUCUAGGUGGUACAGAAGGCACCUGCAUAGGUCUCUACUCCUGCCCCCAGUUAACCAAACUGCUGCAGCCACCCGUACCAAAACAGAACAUGCUUCAUGUCCAAAAUUCACGAUGUGAGAGUCCAGAUCAAUACAGCGUCUGCUGCGGGUCGGAGCCCGACGUGGCACCAGCCCCCAAGCCGAGCCGUGCUUGCACCGCCUCGGUAGCACCACCCGAUCCCCGCUCCGAAUGUUGCGGCUUGGACGGCAGUGGAGGCAAUCGGAUUUUCGGUGGAAAUGUAACCGCCAUCGACCAAUAUCCUUGGCUGACGCUGAUAGAAUAUAAAUCAGUUAGAGACAACAGAAUCAGGCUCUUGUGCGGCGGCGCUCUCAUUAGCGGGAGGUACGUGCUGACGGCCGGCCAUUGCGUCGCUGGACCCGUGCUCAAUGUGGGAACACCGAGCAACGUGAGACUGGGCGAAUACGAUGUUUCGCAUGAUGGUCCAGACUGCGUGGAUGCGGACGGUGGCGGGACUGACUGCACGGAUGGAGCUAUGGUGAUAGCCAUCGAGAAAGUGAUACCUCAUCAGCUCUACGACCCCAACGCCAAGCUCAGAAGGAACGACAUAGCAUUGCUACGACUUGCCGAAAUGGCGCCCUACACUGAAUUUAUUCGACCGAUCUGUCUUCCUUGGUUGGACAAUGUAACCAGCCCUCAAAGACUGGAGGUGGCGGGUUGGGGCGCCGUCAGCGACAUCCAGAGCUUCAGCAAUAUCAAACUACACGUCGACUUGCCGCUCGCCAGUAAAUCUAAAUGCGAGCCGUAUUACUCGCAACGGGAAGUGCCGCUUUGGAAAGGACAGAUAUGCGCAGGCGGUGAGAAAGGCAAGGACUCCUGCAAGGGCGACUCCGGCGGGCCUCUGAUGAAUGAAAACGGCAGGCUCUGGGAGGUGGUGGGCGUCGUCAGCUUCGGGCCAACGCCCUGCGGCAUGGAAAACAUCCCGGGGGUCUACACUAAAGUGUACGAGUACUUACCCUGGAUAAGGACCCAAAUAAAGCCGUGAUCGAAGUGGUUUUAAAAGGAUUGAAUGUGAUAAUGUAAUUUUUUGGUUGUUGUAUGGUAAAUAAUUAUUAGUUCUACAGUCACAUUUUGCUGCCAUGCAUUGAUUUUGUGAAAUAAAACGGAUAGCAAGGAUUAUUAUUAAACAAAUAUUAAGAUUAA